AUGAUGACGGUCAUCGUGCGCGUGGCCGGCCUGUUCGGACUGAUGGUGUCGGAGCCAAAGACGGAGAUCAUGUGCAUGCUGCCGAAAGGGAUCGAGGAACGCCCGUUCACGGUCAGCGCCGCCGGCCAGACGUACAAGCAGACAGAUCGGUUUGUGUACCUCGGACGUACCAUCUCCGCGGACGGGAAGGCCGACCGGGAGAUCACGAGCCGCAGCUGCCGAGCGUGGAAGUGCUACCGCCGGAACAGUGCUUCGAUGUACGACAGGCGACGGGCCAACCGCCAGCUCAAGAUCCGGCUACUCCAGGCUGAAGUGGUGGAGACUCUCCUGUAUGGGUGCGCCUCGUGGAGCCUAACAGCGGAGCACUACACGAAGUGCAUUGGGACCCACCGCCAGUACCUUACACGGUGCAUCGGCUGGAGCAAGCGGAAACGCUCAGACCCCCCCUGUCCUAUGCCCAGGCCCUCAUCCAGGCAGGCUGCGAGGAAACCAUCGAGGCCACCGUGCGCAAACGGAGACUGUGUUUCGCGGGCUUUGUUAUGCGCAUGGAGGACAGCCGCCUCCCCAAGCGCAUGCUGUUAGGAGCGAUGGCGGGGGGCGUGGGAUACCGGGGCGGGCAGGAGAGCGACUGGGUGUCUCGUCUAGGAGAGGACCUCGUGGCCUUCAACAUGGGAGACGAAAAGGAAGGGGGGAAAUGGAAAGAGAGCGCCAAGGACCCGGAGGUGUGAUACAACAAGGCCGAGGACGGGGGGGCAUGGUUCAUGAGGAAAUGGCACAUGCAGGAGGCGGAAGCGUCCGCGAAGCGCCAGCGCGCGAGGAAAGCAGUAGCAGAGAGUACGGCCAUCUCAGGACCGAAGAGAAAGAGAGCCGGGGAAGCGGCGGUGGGGGGGAAGAAACGGCGACCGGGCACUGCUGUAGAAGCGAGUAGGGCGGCCGAGGCAACGCUUGUGGCGAACUAUGCACCCGGCUGAUGUUGUUGCGCCCGGUUUCCCUCCCUGCCGUAUGCUAUACUCCUUUAUGUAUGUCCUUGUAUUGCCUUCGGCCUCUGUGCUGUGUUUCUUUUUUUUCAUGACCUCCCUGCCUACUCUGCUGUGUUGGGUACCUUGAUCUCGCUUUGCUGUUGCCUUUGUUUUCGUACUUCUGCCUGUCUGCCCAUCUGCCGCCUCUUUGUCCUGUUUGCUCUGUUACUCCCAUGCCCUGGUGCGUAGUGCCUGGUGCUGGUAAGUCACCCUUUGAUUUUUUAUUUAGGCGGGUGUGGGAAGCGUCCUCCAUUAUUUUUGUUUUUGUUUUUAUUUUGAUCGGUUUCCGAGGGCUCUUUUCUCGGACGGUCGGUGCGAUACCUGUUCUUUUCUUUCUAUCAUUU
Messenger RNA from Ectocarpus sp. CCAP 1310/34, 1363 nucleotides. NCBI's taxonomy places the organism in Eukaryota, Phaeophyceae, Ectocarpales, Ectocarpaceae. The record is from the annotation of a GenBank genome assembly.